AUGAAUGAAAUCGAAGCACUGCGCCAGGAGGCGGAAACGCUGAAGAAUGCGAUCCGAGACGCACGUAAAGCGGUGUGCGAUACAUCGAUCUUACAGGCCACCGCACAGCUGGAAGCGGUGGGCAGGAUUCAGCUUCGCACGAGACGCACGCUGCGUGGUCAUUUAGCAAAAAUCUACGCUAUGCACUGGGGCAAUGAUUCCCGGUAUCUAGUGUCGGCCUCCCAGGACGGUAAGCUGAUCGUGUGGGAUUCGCACACCACCAACAAGGUGCACGCGAUCCCACUUCGCUCAUCCUGGGUGAUGACGUGUGCGUACGCACCAUCCGGCAAUUAUGUGGCGUGCGGCGGUCUGGACAACAUCUGCUCGAUCUACAAUCUGAAGACGCGCGAGGGCAAUGUGCGCAUUGCGCGGGAGCUGGGUGGCCAUACGGGGUAUCUGUCGUGCUGCCGGUUCCUGGACGACAAUCAAAUCGUGACGAGCUCGGGCGAUAUGUCGUGCGCGCUGUGGGAUAUCGAGACAGGCCAGCAGACGACAUCCUUCCAGGGACACACCGGGGACGUGAUGGCACUGUCUUUGGCACCGCAGGGGAAAACGUUCGUGUCCGGUGCGUGCGAUGCGAAGGCGAAGCUGUGGGACAUCCGUGAGGGCCAGUGCAAGCAGACAUUCCCGGGUCACGAGAGCGACAUCAAUGCGGUAGCAUUCUUCCCGAAUGGGUUCGCAUUCGCGACGGGUUCGGAUGAUGCCACCUGUCGGCUGUUUGACAUCCGGGCGGAUCAGGAGUUGGCGAUGUACUCGCACGAUAACAUCAUUUGCGGUAUUACGUCGGUGGCGUUCUCGAAGUCGGGUCGAUUGCUGUUGGCAGGAUACGAUGACUUCAACUGUAACGUUUGGGACACGAUGAAGGCGGAACGGGCGGGCAUAUUGGCGGGACACGACAAUCGGGUGUCGUGUUUAGGCGUUACAGAGAACGGUAUGGCGGUGGCGACCGGCUCCUGGGACUCGUUCCUGCGCGUAUGGACGAUGAACGAACUGGAAGCGCUACGACAGGAGGCGGAAACGCUGAAGAAUGCGAUCCGGGAUGCGCGGAAGGCGGCCUGCGACACGUCGCUCGUCCAGGCGACCAACAAUCUCGAACCGAUUGGUCGGAUACAGAUGCGCACGAGACGCACGCUGCGUGGCCAUCUGGCGAAAAUCUACGCCAUGCACUGGGGCAGCGACUCGCGCAACCUGGUGUCGGCGUCGCAGGACGGCAAGCUGAUCGUGUGGGACUCGCACACCACCAACAAGGUGCACGCGAUCCCGCUCCGCUCGUCCUGGGUGAUGACGUGCGCGUACGCCCCCUCGGGUAACUUUGUCGCGUGCGGCGGACUGGACAACAUCUGCUCGAUCUACAAUCUGAAGACGCGCGAGGGCAAUGUGCGGGUAUCGCGCGAGCUGCCAGGGCACACGGGCUAUCUGUCGUGCUGCCGGUUCCUGGACGAUAAUCAGAUCGUGACGAGCUCAGGCGACAUGUCCUGCGGUCUGUGGGACAUCGAGACGGGCCAGCAGUGCACCUCGUUCCUAGGGCACACCGGGGACGUGAUGGCACUGUCCCUGUCGCCCCAGUGCCGGGUGUUUGUGUCCGGUGCGUGUGACGCGUCGGCCAAGUUGUGGGACAUCCGGGAGGGCCAAUGCAAGCAGACGUUCCCGGGGCACGAGAGCGAUAUCAAUGCCGUCACCUUCUUCCCGAACGGACACGCCUUUGCGACGGGUUCGGAUGAUGCCACCUGUCGGCUGUUUGACAUCCGGGCGGAUCAGGAGUUGGCGAUGUACUCGCACGAUAACAUCAUUUGCGGUAUUACGUCGGUGGCGUUCUCGAAGUCGGGUCGAUUGCUGUUGGCAGGAUACGAUGACUUCAACUGUAACGUUUGGGACACGCUGAAGGCGGAACGGGCGGGCAUAUUGGCGGGACACGACAAUCGGGUGUCGUGUUUAGGCGUUACAGAGAACGGUAUGGCGGUGGCGACCGGCUCCUGGGACUCGUUCCUGCGCGUGUGGAACUAAAUUCGUGCGGCCAUCAGACACGCAGCUCCAGAGUCAUUCGACAUCGAAG
Anopheles maculipalpis is the source of this 2092-nucleotide messenger RNA. RefSeq names its product guanine nucleotide-binding protein subunit beta-1-like. The transcript has 2 exons. The record is from RefSeq and is a predicted model, not a curated record. Bases 1 to 2043 code for a protein of 680 amino acids. Gene Ontology annotation, cellular component: cytoplasm; heterotrimeric G-protein complex. Gene Ontology annotation, molecular function: protein binding; signaling receptor complex adaptor activity. Lineage: Eukaryota; Metazoa; Arthropoda; Insecta; Diptera; Culicidae. Gene Ontology annotation, biological process: G protein-coupled receptor signaling pathway.